AUGACAGAUCAGCCUACACCUGCGAUGGUUGCCGCCAUUUUACGAGAUGUGGGGCUUUUGAAUGUGGAGAGUGAGGAAAAUAUAAGCGUGUGUGCCAUUUCUGGAGGCAACACAAAUCGUGUCUAUCGCGUGAGCCACACGGGAGCCACGGCGAGGGGGGGAACGCGGGACUUCCUCUUACGCCUUUUCGGUUAUGGAACUGAGGUCUUUAUCGAUCGACAACAAGAAGCACUGAUCUAUCGUGCUGUCUCGUCACAGGGACUAUGCCCAAAACUUCUUGCGACAUUUUCCGAGGGUCGCAUCGAAGAAUUCGUACCUGGUCAACCGCUGAGUGCCAAACAGUUCCGGUCCGGCGCCUUCUCGGCCCUGAUAGCCAGACAGCUUCGGGCAUUUCAUAGUAUUGCAGACGUCAAGGGCUUGCCAAAGCCAACCAUUCCACCUUUAAUCGCUCAGCUUCGCGCGUGGGCGACGAAAGCGAGAUCUGUGUGUGGCAGUGCCUGGGGAGGCAUCGACGUUGCAUCCCUGGAAGGAGAGGUCGAUCGGCUCGAAGCCCGUUUGCUUGCCGUCUCAAGCCCAGUAUGCCUCUGCCAUAAUGAUGUCAACCACUUGAACAUCCUCCUGCGCCCCACAAAGCUGGAGACCCCUGGACAAGGUACCUCGGAGGGGACAGAGAGCGAGAUCGCUGGCUGCCAUUCCAACGCUGGUUGCGCAGCGACCACGCCAGCCCUUGGCCCAGUAGCAGGCGACGAUAUCGUUUUCAUCGAUCUUGAAUAUGCUGGAUGGAAUUACCGUGGCUUUGACCUGGGUAAUCUUCUCUGCGAGUGGGCCAGUGACUUCCAAAGCCCCCACCCCUGCGAACUUGAUUUUUCUUCACACUACCCUACGACCGAGGAGCAAAAGCAUAUCGCGCGCGCUUACCUGGGAAGUGGAGCACAAGGGGAGGCAAUCGAAGCGCUGGUCAUUGAAAUGAAUGAGUUCGCUUUAGCAUCACAUUUGCUCUGGGGCAUGUGGGGUCUGAUCCAAUCGAAGAUGUCCACCUCCGAGUUUGAGUCAGUGAGCUAUGCACAGCAGCGGCUGGCGGCGUAUUUUGAAGGGAUGAGAAGACACCAGAGGCAACAAGGGUCUUAA
Nannochloropsis gaditana CCMP526 is the source of this 1128-nucleotide messenger RNA. RefSeq names its product choline/ethanolamine kinase (gene CHK). Gene Ontology annotation, biological process: phosphatidylethanolamine biosynthetic process; phosphatidylcholine biosynthetic process. The transcript has a single exon. The record is from RefSeq and is a predicted model, not a curated record. Gene Ontology annotation, cellular component: cytoplasm. The coding region runs from base 1 to 1128 and encodes 375 amino acids. Gene Ontology annotation, molecular function: choline kinase activity; ethanolamine kinase activity.